Molecule: messenger RNA, 1917 nt
Organism: Talaromyces rugulosus
Lineage: Eukaryota; Fungi; Ascomycota; Eurotiomycetes; Eurotiales; Trichocomaceae
Exons: 1
Coding region: 1-1917 (638 amino acids)
Source: RefSeq, a predicted model, not a curated record
AUGGAUAUCGACUCUAGCAAAAUCUCCCCAGCGAGAUUCAAUCCCCUAUCAACCAAUCCACUCAAAACUCGCGAUGACAUCGUCCAAGCCUGUCAUGCCCUCUUCAAUCCUCUCCUCCCGAAAUUCUCCCCUGGGAAGGCACGUGUGCAGCUAGAUGCCUCAAGUUCAAACUGGGAUCGCGCAGCCUGUGACCUUGAAGGGUUCGCUCGUCCUCUUUUUGGAUUGGUACCUCUAGUCAAAGGUGGUGGAAAUUUUGAUCACUGGCAUGUUUACCGAGAGGGACUAAAGAAUGGCACCGAUCCCAAUCAUGCAGAGUACUGGGGUGAGGUCACUGACAAAGAUCAGAGGCAUGUUGAAGCGACAGCCCUUGGGUAUGCAUUGCUCGUCGUACCGGAACAUGUAUAUGAUCCUCUUGACGAGGAUUCAAAAAGAAACCUAGCGACCUGGUUAAUACAGAGCAGAAAUACGCUGCAUGCCAAUAACAACCAUAAGUUCUUCCGUGUCCUUGUUGAUCUGGGUCUUGAGAAUGUCGGCGUUCCAAUUGAUAAAAAUGGCACAGAAGAGUAUUUGCAGGAUCUUGACAGUAUGUAUAUUGAGGAUGGUUGGUAUCGAGACGGAGCCGAUAUCCAGGAUCCACGCAGGUUAGACUAUUAUAAUCCUUUUGCCUGGCAUUACUACGGCCUUUUAUACGCUGUUUAUCGACCAAAUGACAAGCCCCGUGUCGACCGAUGGCGGGAAAGAGCCGGGAAAUUCGCAAAGCAUUACAUCCACUGGUUCUCUGAAAACGGAGCUAAUGUCCCAUAUGGACGUAGUCUCAUAUAUCGCCAUGCAACUGCUGCAUACUGGGGUAUGUUAGCUGUGGGGAAUAUUGAGGUUUUGCCAUGGGGUGUUAUCAAGGGACUUUAUCUACGCAAUUUGCGUUGGUGGGCUUCUCAACCGAUCCAUACUCUGGACGAUGGCGUUUUGACACUUGGAUAUGCAUACCCCAAUCAACUGAUGACUGAACGAUACAGCUCAACAGGCUCGCCGUGGUGGUCAAUGAAAGCAUUUGCUCCAUUAUGCCUUCCGGCUGAUCAUCCAUUCUGGGCUGCCAAGGAGCUGCCAAUGCCUCCUAGGGCUGAUGUUUACACAGACCCAGUUGCUGGAAUGGUAUUCACACAUCAGCCGAAUCAUACCGUCAUGCUUGUCUCAGGACCUGGAACGCAGCAGCUAAUGCGACACGUGCCGGAGAAAUACAUGAAAUUCGCAUAUUCCUCUCGGUACGGAUUUAGUAUUGAAAGUGAUCCACGGGAGUUUGCACAAGGCGCCUUUGAUAGCAUGAUCGGCCUGAGUGAUGAUGGCCGCCACUUUCGUGUUCGGGAGUGGUGUGAAGUAGCGAUUCUAGCAGGAGAUAUCCUCUUCUCCAAGUGGAAACCAUGGACAGAUGUGCUGGUUGAGUCGUGGCUGAUCCCGGCAGGAACAUGGCAUAUUCGCGUGCAUCGAGUCUCAUCACCAAAGGAACUUGAUACAGUGGAAGGCGGAUUCGCUUCACCACGGACAGAUUUUGACCGAGAUACCAAAAUGGAGGAUAGAUGUCAAGCAUAUGUUAGUAGUAAACUGGGUGACUUUAGCGGUAUCGUCGAUCUUUCAUCUGAAACUUGUGCACGAAGGGCGCAAGUUGUUGCGACACAUGGAAAUACAAACGUGAUGUUUCCCAGAACUCUUGUACCCCAAGUUCUCGGGGUGGUGAAAGCAAAUGUACCCACUGUUUUCGCUGCAGCUAUUCUCGCUGGACCUGACGGACAAGAGAUGCAAAGACAAUGGAAUAUCCGGCCACAAAUUCCGACAGUCGAUCAGCUGGAGAGUAUCGUCAAAGACAAAGGCGUGAGGGUUAAAAUUACCGAAGCUUAUAUUCCUUCACGAAAGGGCAAUGCGUAG